AUGGCAGCACUGAACAUCUUGGCCGGCUUGCAAACCGAACAAAGAAACUCGGCUUCGUCCAACAUCGACCAAGUCUCGACGCUUGAACUUUGCCACAUCAUCAAUGACCAGGACGCAACAAUUGCGGACUCGGUAGCAGAAUGCAUCCCAACUAUAGCAGCCGCGAUUGACUGCUUAGCUGGCAGGGUCCGUGCCGGAGGUAGGGUGAUCUAUGUCGGUGCUGGGACCAGCGGGAGACUGGGGAUCUUGGAUGCGUCAGAAAUCCCUCCGACCUUCUCCUCACCAGAAGGUCAGUUUGUGGGCAUCAUUGCAGGCGGCGAGGCUGCCAUUCGACAUGCACAAGAGGGGGCCGAGGACGAUGUCGAUGCUGCGGUCCAAGAUCUUGAAGCUCUCCAUCUGAACGGUCAGGUCGACUCGUUAGUUGGCAUUGCUGCUUCUGGACGCACCCCGUACGUGCUGAGCUGCCUCUCGUAUGCCAAGAGGCUGGGUUCCGCCACCAUCGGUGUAGCUUGCACGGAGCCAUCCGCUAUGAGUAGGAGCAACACUGUCGACUAUAUGAUCAGUCCCGUCGUUGGACCGGAGGUCGUGACGGGAAGCACGAGGAUGAAGGCGGGUACUGCAACCAAGCUGGUCCUCAAUAUGCUCAGCACCGGGACUAUGAUCAAGUUGGGAAAGACAUUCGGGAACAUGAUGGUCGACCUGAAAGCCACGAAUCUCAAACUCCAACAGCGGUCUCGGAAUAUAUUACGAACAGUCUGUGGGCUGAGAUGUCCCACCUCGGACGACGACCUCGACAUUCUUCUGCACAAAUGUCACGGUAGCGUUAAGCUCGCUAUUGCAUCGUUGAGCUUGGGGGUAUCUGUGUCAGAAGCGGAGCGUCGUCUUGACGAAGCUGGCGGUGUCCUCGCGGACCUUUUGAAACAGGUCGUCGAUCUAUCGCUUCCUGACGACAGUACGAACCAGAGAUAUCUUCUCUGCAUCGAUGGAGGCGGGAGCAAGUGUGCGGCAGCAGUCAUAUCUGUGGAUGGCGAAUAUGGGCACGGCGAAUCCUCCGGCUGCAAUGUGACAGAUGUUGGCGUCGAGGCCUCACUUGCGUCCAUUUCGUCCGCGAUACAAGGGGCCUGCGACACAAUGGCCACCCUCAAAGGCAAGAGUUGGAGACCCAGCCUUUUCUCUUCUGUUUGGGUUGCGCUAGCCGGGCACGACCGGAAGCAAAUCGCCACGAUCGUCGACAAAGCCUUGGAGGACUUGUUCGCGCGACCCCAGGGGCCAGGCUUGACAAUCACAAACGAUAUCGAGCUCCUUGCAAUUCCGGCUGCAGAGAAACACAAUGUCGAUUCAUCGGUCGUGCUCGUAGCUGGAACUGGAUCGGUGGCAAUGAGCUUCCAGCGUCAAAAAGGUCGAUUCGUUCGCACCGGAAGGUCAGGAGGUUGGGGUCAUCUGCUUGGUGACGACGGCUCAGGCUUUGAUAUCGGGCGACGGGCUAUACGCGUCGCAUUGGCUGCAUUGGAGGGUCUCGACACAGCGGGCAAUCAAGAGCAGGGGCUCGUACACCAGACUGCUUCUCACGUCGAAAGCCUCAUACUUGAUCACUUUCGGCCCCCGGGCACUCCUACGCGCGACUUCGACCUGCUGAGCACAGUACUGACGUGGCCGUCGGAACUGGAGAAGAAGAGACGCAUCGCACAAGUCGCUCGCCUUGUCAUCGAGGCUAGCAAAUGUGACCAUGAAGCCAAAAUUAUUGUCGACGGUGCGGUAGAAGCUCUGGUGCGGCUGCUCACCACCCUCACCAGCUCCGAACGGAUCGAUAGUCAAGGUUCAGUAUUGGUCCUGGGAGGCGGAUUGAUGCAGAGUCCGGCUUUCUCUAAUGCGGUCCUCAAGUCACUCGGCGAGAAAGGGACAGCCUUCAAACACGUCGAAGUUGUUGACCAUCCCGCCAGCUCCGCCGUCAAGUACUUGUUGCACAAGCGACGGGAUCGAGCCUGGAUCGGGAUGUCCCCUCCGUGUCCGUGA
Molecule: messenger RNA, 2013 nt
Organism: Cladophialophora carrionii CBS 160.54
Lineage: Eukaryota; Fungi; Ascomycota; Eurotiomycetes; Chaetothyriales; Herpotrichiellaceae
Product: N-acetylmuramic acid 6-phosphate etherase
Exons: 3
Coding region: 1-2013 (670 amino acids)
Biological process (GO): glucose homeostasis; amino sugar catabolic process; response to fructose
Cellular component (GO): mitochondrion; nucleoplasm; cytosol
Molecular function (GO): carbon-oxygen lyase activity; fructose-6-phosphate binding; carbohydrate binding
Source: RefSeq, a predicted model, not a curated record